Egretta garzetta (little egret) is the source of this 2580-nucleotide messenger RNA. It is a transcript of the gene TMEM129, whose product is annotated as transmembrane protein 129, E3 ubiquitin ligase. The record is from RefSeq and is a predicted model, not a curated record. Gene Ontology annotation, biological process: protein ubiquitination. The transcript has 3 exons. The coding region runs from base 103 to 579 and encodes 158 amino acids. Gene Ontology annotation, cellular component: membrane; endoplasmic reticulum. NCBI's taxonomy places the organism in Eukaryota, Metazoa, Chordata, Aves, Pelecaniformes, Ardeidae. Gene Ontology annotation, molecular function: ubiquitin protein ligase activity.
GUGAUUAAAGUGACCACCUACUGUUUACAUGUUGCCCAGCAGCAGGACAUUCAUUUGACGGUGACAGACUCCAGACAGCACGAACUCACCCCAGACUCAAAUAUGCCUGUGCAGUUCCUCACCAUCCGCGUUGCCAGUAUUAAUCCCUACGUGAAGGCGUUUGAUAUCCGGUUGAACUCCACAGAGUAUGGGGAGCUCCGAGAAAAGCUCCGUGCUCCCAUCAGCAAUGCAGCUAAUGUUGUGAUCCAUCAAAGCCUUAGUGAUUUAUUUCUAGAAACCUUUACGUCUCUGGUGGAAAUUAACCAAACAUAUCCUGUUCCAAGCACUCAGGAGCUGGAGCCGUGCAUAGGGUGUAUGCAGACUAUCGCUAACAUCAAGCUCAUCAAGAACUGCCAGGAGCCAAGCGAAGGGGAAUGCCAGCAAUGCUACUGUCGUCCCAUGUGGUGCCUCACCUGCAUGGGCAAAUGGUUUGCCAGCCGACAGGAUCAGCAGCACCCAGAGACCUGGCUGUCAAGCCAAGUGCCUUGUCCGACGUGCCGAGCCAAAUUUUGCAUUUUAGAUGUUUGCAUAAUACGAUGAAUAAUACUUGGGUAUGUUUUAACUUUUUUAAUUUGAAUGUAUUUCGUAGUGGGUUUGGUUAAAAGGCCUGUCGGAUUUGUUUUUGAGACUUCACGUUCUACAGGGGUGCAAACUCCACAGCUUUCUUUUAUGGUGUUGAAAAGAGAUGUGAAUCUUUUCAGUUCCUCUCCACUUUUACCCGUAUCUUUGGGUUUUAUUCACUAGAUGUCAGUUUCUGGAAUAUUUUUUUUUUAACCCUGUUUUGCUUCCUUACGUCUUAGAUGGAAUAAGUGUAUCCCUCUAUAUUUGCAGUACUAUUCUCUUUUCCAGUUUUAAUGUAGGUUAAAUUCUUUAAAUUUUUACAUUUAACUUGGGGUUUGAUUCUUCAGUAAAGGGCUAACUGAGAAAAUUAUUUUGGUUAGACUUCAUUGAUACUUUUGUUCUUCUUUAAUCCAUUUGUGAAGUCCUUACAAAUCGUUGCAAGUGUUCACUGAACAAGUAUACCAGUUGCGUUCCUUCUGCUGGUCCCCUGCUUAUAAAGGGGGACGAUUUCUGUAAGCUAAGGAAUUUAAUCCCUGAAGAUGUACAACCCCAUAGGGACCUUUUAUUCCAUUAAUCUGCCUCUAGCUUAUUUUUUUGAUGGAUGUAUUUAUUUCAAACAACAGAAGGAUUCAGAAACAUACCCCAUUUACCUACACUGCUAAUGCUAUGCAUCGUUAAAUCUGUGGGUUUCCAGGAGCUAUAUUGCUUAGGGUUUCGAUGCUCUUCAGGUGAUGGGCUUUUUUUUAAUAUACGUUUGAAGGGAGUGCAGCAAACAUCUGAACUAGGUACUCUGGAAGAACGCUCAGCUGUUUCAAAGCCUGUCAGCUUUUUCUGAGGGGUAACCUUCCCCCUGCAAGGGGUGCCAGGAUCACGGAUGUGUAAGUUGUCACACUAGAUGCCCGAAGAACGGCCAUCGUUAACGGAAGUUUUUCAGGCUUGCAAUUCAAAGACGAUCAUAAGCACUAGUCGCUGUGUUAAUAUUCAUAGGGUACUGAUGCACGCUUCGUGAUCUGAUCCGCAUCAGAAUAAUUUGUAAAUUAAAAUCAAAGCAUUUGCCAUCCAUUUAAGAGAGCCCGACUCCUAGACCUAAAUGCAGUGCUUAAUUUUCUCUCUGUCCAUCACAACCCUUCAAUGAACAAUUAUUUGGCAUACUGCUUGGUGGAAAGCUUCCAGCUGCUGGAGAAUGUGUGAGUUCUUGCACUGACCUGUGCACCACUGGGGCUGGGGUGCAGGUAUUUGUUUCCUUGGGUUGUCCAUCUUACAGGGCUAGUAACCUCAGGCAGACAGGUAGGUCAAAGAGCGAGAGAAAGCAAUUAUUUUAAUGCUUUGGCCUGGGAGAAUAAAAACCCUAACACCUCCCACCAUAAUCAGAAAGAUUUUAUCAGUAAAUCACUAGGUUAGAUGACAUGCCAGUGGUUAACUGAAAACAUCUUGAUUACCGUGACAGGGAAAACUGCUUUGAGCAGGAAUAGGUGGCAGGAUGUUAAAAACCGUGCAAGUACUAGAAGCACAACCAAGAUCCCAUUAGAGUCGCAGCCUUAGCUACAGGCUGUGUGGUGAAUGCCCCAAACUGUGCCUAGAGCCAGCCAGCCAGCCAGGAAAUGGUUACGGAUGUGGCUGUAAGCCGUAUUUUGGAGAGGGAUAAGGAAUUGAGAAUAGAUUUGACAGCAUCAUUUGAGAACUAAUUGUUGGUGUUGGUUUUUUUGUUUGGGUUUUUUUAAUAACAUGCACUUACAAAAGUCCAAACUGUUGGGGUUUAAGGACACCAAUUGCUUGAGCACAUCUCAGCUGUUACAUAUACAACAUGUACUAUGCAAUUAUCUAUACUACCCAUUGAUAAGGGUGAUUUUUGGUUUUUGUUACCUUUUGUUUUGGGUUAGAGUGAAAAAUUGACACUGAGACUGGAUUCAUCUCUCUUUCCUUUCAGGACAAGGGGUAAUGGAUUUAAACUAAAUCAGGGUAGGUUUAGACUAGAUAUAA